UGUGACGGGUUCGAAGGAGCUUUGGCUUAUCCAGUGCCCUUUAAGUCAUGUACAGAGGUUGAGCUUGUUAGCUUUGCUUCUCAAGAUGCUGAUGCAACUGUGAUCGUACCGUCUCAUCAAGAAUCCAAAAUAGUUGGGAAGAUUUCGCGGCGAGUUUUGUUAGUUCGUUUCCCUAAACCGAAAGAGCUGCUUGAGGCAACAAAGGUCAAAACUCAGCACAAGGCAGUGACGAGUUCAUCUGUUAAAAACUCUAACGCAGCUCAAAGUAGCCGGCGUAAAAGCAGCGGCGGCGGGCAGUCUGCUCUUCGACAUUCGCAUUCAGAGCCCUCGGCGAGCAAACAAAGGGGCUCAGGGUCUUCAGAUCGAUCAGGUAAGUUGAAGAAGAAGAAGAAGAAGAAGGUGAAGACCGACAAGUAGAGAAAGAUAUUUCGUUUUGUUUGGUGGUUUUAUGUAGACAAUAAAGCAAACCAAGUGUUAUAACUUAUUCUGCUGUAGAUGUUUUUAUACCAAAGUACAAGCUUCUUUUAGUUUUUUUCUUUUU
Raphanus sativus (radish) is the source of this 541-nucleotide messenger RNA. Its product is annotated as mediator-associated protein 2. The record is from RefSeq and is a predicted model, not a curated record. NCBI's taxonomy places the organism in Eukaryota, Viridiplantae, Streptophyta, Magnoliopsida, Brassicales, Brassicaceae.